GCUUUUAUGGAGAGAACUUGAGUGAUCCGUUUAUUUAAGAGAAAAAAUGCGAAGAAAGCUCAGAGAUCUUCUGUUUAAAACCAUAAACAUGUAGCUAACCUCUUAUAUAGAGAACCUGUAUCUGAUUAGUGCGGCAGGCUGAGAAAGAACAAUGUGCGAAGCAGAGAGUGUGUCCCUUCAGGCGUCCCUCAGUGUAGUUGGAGCGUUGGAGUGUGUGGUACGCCGAUGUCUUGGUCCAGAUGGGGGAAGUGUACUCUUUACCAAAGACACUGGAGAAAUUCUAAUCACCAGACAUGGACAGCGCAUUCUCACUACAUUACAUCUGGACCACCCUGUGGGCAGAAUGGUGCUGGAGUGUGUUUGUGCACACAAUCGUGUUACAGCAGAUGGUUCUAAGUCCUUUAUCCUCUUGCUGGCUGCGCUGCUGCGAGGAAUUCAUGACUCUGCAAUUAGAUGCCACAAAGUGUCCCGGAGCCCAGCCACCCCACGAAAACUGGCCAAUCAGCUUUUAGCCUUGUGCUGGAAGGUGCUGGACGACAUUGUAGCCCAUGAUGUCGUUCCUCAUGCUUCAUUGCUGUUUGGUGCCAGUGCAGAUGGACUGGAUUGUGAUGUUCUGCCUGCAUUGGUUAGAGGAUAUGUUGCGGGACGAGUUGGAAAUGCCCAGGCUGAAGUUCUUACAUCUCUUCUUUGCGAACUCUACUGUAAAUUCAGCCAAGAAAAAGGCAGUUCUACAGCAGAGGCCAUCACAUUCCUCCACUCAAGCUUCUCUCUGCUUUAUGCAAAAGUUUCAGGACUUCCCUUUGGUUCUUCACAAGUGGUGGAAGGUCUGGUUGUUGCUCGUGAUUGGUCAGUAUGGAGGGAGGCUGAUGGACCAGUGAAAACUCUUGUUGUUUGGGAGAGCCUGGAUAAACCCCUGAUUGCAAUGGGUGAAAGUGUGAGUAUUUGUUUUCAGCAAGACUGGCUGCUUCGCUUUGAGAACCUGAUGGAAGAGAAGUUAUCAAAGUUGCAGAGCCUCCAGGUCGGCGUGGUGUUAUCGGGGGUGAAGCAGCCGGAGUGUGUGUUGGAGUGGGCUCGGCUGAACGAUGUGUCCGUGCUGGAGUGCUGUGACUCAGAGCAGCUGGACCUGCUGUGUGAACUCACUGCUGCUGAAAUGCUCCCCAUGCAACCCUUGGUACGCAUCACUACGCUAACCUCCUACAGCCGCCUGCAGCUCGGAGGAUGCAGGUACGCUCUCCUAGGGGUUCCUCCACAUGGGUCACUGAAAACACACACUCUGGUGUUCUGUGCACCCACCCCUGGUCAGCUGGAACAGGCCGUCUGUGUAAGCCAGGGCGUAUUUACAAUGCUCCAGCAUAUGUGUCGGUCAGUCUUCAGAACAAGGGAACAGUCAAAUGACACACAUUCUCUUAGUGACUCACACAACACACAUCAGAGGGAGAUAGAGAGAGACGGCGUGUCUCGGACACAUGACCAGCCUCACAUGUUAACUCCACUUCCUGACCCGUCACAAAGCUUUCAAUCUGAGCAGCCACGAGGUUCAAUUAAGGACGUAUGGGACGGUAUUUUACACUCUGGUGGAGUUAUUCCUGUGGGUGGAGCUUUUGAACUCCUAUUACAUCACUCCUUGUUGCAUUGCAGUAACCAUGGCGACUCGGAGAUCCGAAGGCUGCUUGCCGAGGCUGUACUGAGCGUGCCCAGAUCACUGCACUCCCACAGACCCAGAUAUUUUCUGCAGCAGCAUGCACUCCUCAUGAGUAAGCUGCAGCUACUGAAGCAGGGCCAUACGCUCAGUGAUCCAAGGUCAGGGUCGGACUUAAGGUUUGAUCUGGGGCCAGCAGGAUCAGGUCUCUUGUGUGUCGAGCCAAUCUGUAGUAAACACCAGUUGGUGGCGUCUGUGUUGCAGUGUGUGAACAGGUUGUUGUGUGUGGGGACUAUAAUACUCACUCAGACUCCAGUGCACAGAUCACUUCGAGGGACCUCUGAGGACAGUGAAGAAGAGGACAUGUGAUGGUGAGCAUUGCUCCCACGCAUCCUGGAAUAUUAAAAUAAAAAAUAUCUGGAAAAGCUGGAAAUUAA
Molecule: messenger RNA, 2076 nt
Organism: Astyanax mexicanus (Mexican tetra)
Lineage: Eukaryota; Metazoa; Chordata; Actinopteri; Characiformes; Acestrorhamphidae
Gene: bbs10
Product: Bardet-Biedl syndrome 10
Exons: 3
Coding region: 152-2008 (618 amino acids)
Biological process (GO): chaperone-mediated protein complex assembly
Molecular function (GO): ATP binding
Source: RefSeq, a predicted model, not a curated record